Messenger RNA from Aureobasidium pullulans EXF-150, 2745 nucleotides. Its product is annotated as WD40 repeat-like protein. Bases 1 to 2745 code for a protein of 914 amino acids. Gene Ontology annotation, biological process: maturation of SSU-rRNA from tricistronic rRNA transcript (SSU-rRNA, 5.8S rRNA, LSU-rRNA). The transcript is spliced from 2 exons. The record is from RefSeq and is a predicted model, not a curated record. Gene Ontology annotation, molecular function: protein binding; RNA binding. Gene Ontology annotation, cellular component: t-UTP complex; small-subunit processome; 90S preribosome. NCBI's taxonomy places the organism in Eukaryota, Fungi, Ascomycota, Dothideomycetes, Dothideales, Saccotheciaceae.
AUGGAUAUUCACCGCUCUCGAUUUGUGGCGUUCCCGUCAUCAGCAAUCAACGCGCUUUCAUUCUCCCGGUCAAGCGACAAAAACCUUACGGAUCCUAGACCUGCGCUGAAGCUCGCACUUGGACGUGCAAACGGAGAUAUAGAAAUCUGGAGCGCCGACAAAGGAAACUGGGUGCAAGAGUCUGUUUUCACAGGAGGAAACAAGAGAAGCGUAGAUGCUUUGGCAUGGAUACAAGAGCCGGACGAUACGGACUAUGAGGGACACACAAUUCUUGGCCAGCUGCGUCUCUUCAGCAUCGGCUCGACCGCUGCUGUGACGGAAUGGGACUUGACGACAGGAAAGGAGCUACGCUCGUCAACUGGAAACUUCAGUGAGGUCUGGUGCUUUGCCGCCCAACCGCGCUGGCGUCAGACGAAGACUUCGCGCGACGACGAGUUCCGCGGCCAGAACCUGGUCGCAGGAACAGGCGAUGGUACUCUGGCCAUUCUUUCAACCGAGGACAACGACCUUGUGUUUAAGCGCUUCUUGGCUCGUGGCGGCAGUCGCAAGACUCGAUGCAUGAGCGUGACAUGGAAGGACAGAGACACGGUCGUUGCAGGCUUCACCGACAGCACCAUCCGCAUCUACGACGCGCGUAACGGCUCUCUUUUGCGCAACCUCAGCCUGGGCGCAGGUGUUCCUGGCGCUCCUCGCGACAUCUUGGUCUGGAAGGUCAAAUGCUUACCCAAUGGUGACAUCGUCUCGGGUGACUCCAACGGCCAGCUUAAGUUCUGGGACGGAAGAACGUACACUCUCUCGCAAAGCGUACACGGCCACGAUUCGGACUGUCUCGAUCUUGUUAGCAGCACAGAUGGCACUACCGUCUUCUCCGGUGGCAUGGAUGGUCGCAUCGCUGUCUUCAAGCUUGGUGGUAAAGAGGGAGACAAGAGAAGAUGGGCCAAGACCAGUCACCGCCGUAUGCACGAGGGCGACAUCAAGGCUAUGGCUGUCUACGACUCCAAGCACAUGAGUGUCGUUCUGUCAGGAGGCCUCGACACUACGCCAUUCGUUAUUCCCCUCCGCAACUUCAACAAGGAGAACCACCGAAGACUUCCAGGUCUGCCCCAGAACCCUGUUCUGGCUUCAUGUCCGCAACAACGCGUGCUUGUAAGCUGGGCCGAGAGCACAAUAAACAUCUGGCGCAUGUACAAGCAGAACCACGAGCGCAUCCCUGUCCCCGAAGGCACACGAAAGCUUCUCACUCGCAUUCGAAUCGACUCGACCGAAACCAUCACUUCUGUCGCCAUCUCCCCGGAUGCCUCACUUCUCGCUGCGUCCACCACCAGCUCCGUGAAGCUCUUCCACCUCUCUCGUACCGAAGACGAAAGCUCCGAACGCCUCCGAGUACGCAAGAUUGCCGCGCCUGAGACUAUCGGCGAGAGCGGAGCUCGCCUGAUUACUUUCUCGCCCGAUGGACGUUGGUUAGCAGCAGUGACGCCGCAAAGCGAGGUUUGUCUUGCAAGAGUAGAGGAUGAUUCGGACAAACCCACCUUCUUGGAUGCAAAUGUCGAGUUGGAACGUCAGACUCGCAAGGUCACCAUCCAGACUGGCCUCAAGAAGUACGAGCGUACUAUCAACAGACUAGCUUUCUCGCCCGAUAGCGCCGUUCUGGUCGCAAGCGAUCUUUCCGGUUAUCUCGACAGCUGGGUACUCGAGGGUCGCUACGACUCCACGGCCCCUGCUAUGGAUACUACCACGAAGUCUGCAUCUGGAUCUGACAAGGGCGCCGACUCUGACGACAGUGAUAGCGACGAUGAGGAUGAGACUACCGUCUUCUAUGGUCAACACUGGACGGACAAUCCAUCUGGUAGCCUUUUGCCUAAGCUCGACUCUGCGCCUCUCGUUCUCUCUUUCCAACCAUUAACACCAGCUCAACAAGAAGAGCCUACAGUCAACGGCAACCCUGGCGUUCACCCUACUCGAAACAACCCCCACCCCCACUCGCAUGCUCUUCCUUCUACCAAAUCACCUCUUUUCAUCGUGACCUCCCACCAUCAAGUCUACACAUUCGACGUCCUGAGCGGACGCUUGACAGACUGGUCGCGUAGAAACCCCACAGCUGUUCUUCCUGCCGAGUUCCAGACCAUCAAAGAUCGCGCCAUGGGUGUUGUAUGGGACGUCAACGAUGCCCGUGCCCGUGCCUGGCUGUACGGUGCCAACUGGGUUGGCAUGCUGGACCUGUCGCAAGAUUACGAGCCUUCUAGCGUACUGGAAGAAGCCUUGGAGGAUGGCGAGGACGAUGUCGCUGCUCAAAACACGCCCAGCAAGAAACGCAAGCGUCGCGAGAGCAACAAAUGGGGCAAGCUUGCAGAGAACCGUAAGAAGGCCAAGGGUAUGGGCGGCGCCGGUGACAAGACCGCAAGUGGCGAGACCAAGGGCGUUGUAGAUGAGAUCCGUCGCAUCGUGGACGGCAAAGCCGUUGAGACCAUCGAUGGCACUCACGAGCAAGACCUGGAUGAUGAGGAUGCUUUAGAAGACGCAGUGGGCCCUCUUCGUCGCGAUGACGCCGAGGCAGACAUGAAUGAAGGCACAAAUGGCGCUCUUGCCACGACAGGCCGAAGAAAGUGGUGGUGUACAUACCGAUACAGACCGAUAUUAGGAAUGGUUGCCAUGGGCGAGGCAUCGGAGGCAGACGAGCAACCAGAGGCAGUACUGGUAGAACGCCCCCUUUGGGAUCUACCUCAACUGCAAGAGUUGAGUAAAUAG